This is a messenger RNA of Pipistrellus kuhlii (Kuhl's pipistrelle), 2043 nucleotides long. It is a transcript of the gene VMP1, whose product is annotated as vacuole membrane protein 1. Gene Ontology annotation, cellular component: endoplasmic reticulum; membrane; endomembrane system. The transcript is spliced from 12 exons. Gene Ontology annotation, biological process: Golgi organization; autophagy. NCBI's taxonomy places the organism in Eukaryota, Metazoa, Chordata, Mammalia, Chiroptera, Vespertilionidae. The record is from RefSeq and is a predicted model, not a curated record. The coding region runs from base 148 to 1368 and encodes 406 amino acids.
GACACGGACCGGAAGUGACGCAACCGACUUCCGGUUUUGCCGGAGCCCAGCGGUGGGUGUGAGAGUCGGUCUGGUGCGGCUUUUGGGAUCCUGAGAUCCGGAGAAGCCGGGGUCCGAGCGGCUCCUCAAGUCUUAUUAAUCUAUGAAAUGGCAGAGAAUGGAAAAAAUUGUGACCAGAGACGUGUAGCAAUGAACAAGGAACAAUACAAUGGAAACUUCACAGAUCCCUCUUCAGUGAAUGAAAAGAAGAAGAGGGAGCGGGAAGAAAGGCAGAAUAUUGUCCUGUGGAGACAGCCACUCAUUACCUUGCAGUAUUUUUCUCUGGAAAUCCUAGAAAUCUUGAAGGACUGGACCUCAAAAUUAUGGCAUCGUCAAAACAUUGUGGUGUCUUGUUUACUGCUGCUUGCUGUGCUUAUAGCUACGUAUUAUGUGGAAGGAGCACAUCAACAGUAUGUGCAGCGAAUAGAGAAGCAGUUCCUUCUGUAUGCCUACUGGAUAGGCUUAGGAAUUCUGUCUUCUGUUGGGCUUGGAACAGGACUGCACACCUUUCUGCUUUAUCUGGGUCCACAUAUAGCUUCAGUUACAUUAGCUGCUUACGAAUGCAAUUCAGUUAAUUUCCCUGAACCACCCUAUCCUGACCAGAUUAUUUGUCCACCCGAAGAGGGCAUUGAAGGAUCCGUUUCUUUGUGGAGCAUCAUCUCAAAAGUUAGGAUUGAGGCCUGCAUGUGGGGUGUCGGUACAGCAAUUGGAGAGUUGCCUCCGUAUUUCAUGGCCAGAGCAGCUCGACUCUCAGGUGCUGAGCCAGAUGAUGAAGAGUAUCAGGAAUUCGAAGAGAUGCUGGAGAAUGCAGAGGCUGCGCAAGACUUUGCCUCCCGGGCUAAGCUGGCAGUACAAAACCUAGUACAGAAGGUUGGAUUUUUUGGAAUUUUGGCCUGUGCUUCAAUUCCAAAUCCUCUGUUUGAUCUGGCUGGAAUAACAUGUGGACACUUUCUUGUACCUUUUUGGACUUUCUUUGGUGCAACCUUGAUUGGAAAAGCAAUCAUUAAGAUGCAUAUUCAGAAAAUCUUUGUUAUAAUAACGUUCAGCAAACACAUAGUGGAACAGAUGGUGGCUUUCAUUGGUGCUGUCCCCGGCAUAGGUCCGUCUCUGCAGAAGCCAUUCCAGGAAUACCUGGAGGCACAGCGACAGAAGCUUCACCACAGAAGUGAAAUGGGCGCCCCACAGGGAGAAAACUGGUUGUCCUGGAUGUUCGAGAAGCUGGUGAUUGCGAUGGUGUGUUACUUCAUCCUAUCCAUCAUUAACUCCAUGGCCCAGAGUUAUGCCAAAAGGAUCCAGCAGCGGAUAAAGUCAGAGGAGAAAACUAAAUAAGCAGGAAAUGUGUUUAACGGCAGGAACUAGAAUGGCUGGGUUCUGCCUUAAUUGGGAGGACUCAAAACCAGGCGAAAAACUUCCCUUUUCCGUCCUGUUUCAAUUUAACUUUUUCCCCCUGAAAACAGUUUAGUCCGUAUUUUGCACUGACAUACUUUUCCUUUGUGUGUUAAGGUAAGGUGUCCAUCCUCGAUUCAAUUCAAGUUGUGUUUUAUGAGGGUGGAUUGGGAUGUUCAGCAGCAAACUUAACAGAAACGGGCCUUCUAUUUGUUACUUUCAAAAGGCCCACGUAGUACAGUUAAAGAAUUCCAGACACCACGAAAAAAGUUCUAAGUAUGUUAACUGUGUCAAGCUUUUUAAGCUUGUCACAACUGCUUUGUUUUUCUAAAUCAUCAAAAUGUAUAUAAAUAUUAGAUGAAAUAACAGUCUUGCAUGUCUAUCAUGGUUCAAUUUAAUAUGCCAUCCUGCCCAGCCCUUCCUCUCCCACCUCCCAAAAAGAAGGCCGUUUUCUGAUGCGUCGCACACCCGUUGGGAAAUUGAUCUUUAAAAUUUUGAGACAGUGUAAGGAAAAUCUGGUUGGUGUCUCACAGAUGAGCUGACACCAUUUUUUAUUCUGUAUAUUUAGAAUGAAGUCGUGAAAAAAUCUUUAUAAAGACCUCUUUGAUCAUUCCAAAA